UACCUGGUUAAAUAAAGGUGAAAAUAAAUAAAAAUGUUACUGAGCUGAAUGUGUUUUUAUUUUUUUUAAUUUUUUUAAAUGAGACUAUGGUUUUUAUCUGUAGGAGCAGUAUGACCAGACAUGAGUUGAGACAAGAUGAUGAGGCCCUGAGACCACAUACAUGGGAGAGGCAACACCCCAUGCAGCCUGGCCAGUAACAAACCAUGAGAAGUGUUCUCCUGAUGCUGAUGCUGUCAAUCACACAUACCCAGAGCCUCUCUUCAUGUCCUGCCUCCUGUGUGGUGUGUUCUGAAGAUACUGUCAUCUGUUACAAGCUCUCCAACAUCCUAGAGGCCCCUGAGACCACCAAGGCCCUGAUGCUGACCGACGGCACCAUCGUGUCCGUGGACCGCAACUUCCUGUCUGACAUGUCCAGCAUGACCGUGCUGUCCCUCAGCCACAACGCCAUCACCACCAUCACCCACGACGCCUUCCAGAACCUCACCGUCCUCCACACCCUCCUCCUGGACCACAACCACCUCUCCAGCCAGGCCCUGGGGAAGGACACUUUUUCCUGGCUGCCCAGGUUGGAGAUCCUCAAGCUUGGGAACAACGCCCUCGGGGAUGUCAACGGCUCCUGGUUCCAUGCCACCGGGGCCCUGCGGACGCUGCAGCUGGAAGGGAACCGCCUCUCCAGGCUGGACGCCACCACCUUUGCCUUGGCAGACCUCCAGGGGCUGGAGACCUUGGAUCUGUCCGAUAAUCUGAUCACCUAUCUGGGGAAGGAUAGCUUCCGGGGCCUGCUGGGGCUGCGUAGUCUGGAUCUGUCCAGGAAUCAGCUCCGGAGCGCCCCGUCAGAGGUGUUUUCGUACCUAUCGUGGAUGUCUAGUCUGAACCUGGAACUAAACUGGUGGAACUGUACAUGUGAGCUGAGGAAGCUGGCGUCUUUCCUCACCAGCUAUAUGGAGGCUCCGGAUAAGGUACUGUUCAACGGGCGUAGGAUGGUGUGUGUGAGUGCUGACAACCCGGCAGUGAAGACGGUGCUGGAGCUGACAGAGGCCAACUGUGUUCCAACAAAUCAGAACAUCACAGUGCAGGUUGAGGCUAAGAAUGCCAUCUCCUCUCAGCGUUAUACCAGAGACCUGGCUCUGGCUGCAGCCUUCUGCUUUGCUGGUGGCGUUGGACUCACCCUAGCUGUGGUGUACAUUGUUUACUGCAAACUGGGGAUGAACAAGAGCCUGAAGGUCUGGAGAGACAGGACUGGAGCUGAGGAGGAUGAGAAUGGGAGGACAGCUCCCACCCAAACAGUCACCCAGUGGGAUCUGAGCAGGGAGAAUGAGGCCCUAUGUAUGGCUCAAAUGGGACUGGAAACCAAGCUGAUCAUUCCCAAUAGCCACCUUCAGCCUUGGGACAGGGAGAGAGCCAUGUUUGACCUGAGAAUAGGCAAAGAUGGUGGCCAUUUUACAUGCCCCCAUUGUGGCCCUGCAGUCAGUGGGUCUGCAAUGGAACAGGAGGUAGGAGAAGGAAACUUGGGGGCAACCCUGCACAUGGUCAGACAAGGAGGCCAGCCCAACAAGAUGGAGAGUCUGGCCAUAACAGAGGAGAGCGAUGAGAGGAAGAGACAUGUGCCCCAACAAGCAUUGAUAUCAAAGACAGAAGAUCUAAGCGGUCAAAGGUCAUUGGUCGGGCCACCACAGGGUCAGAGCAACCAUAUUCUUAGUCAGGAGGAGUUACUCUAUCACCAGCAGAGUUUAAAUAUAAAAAGCCAUGAUGGUUCUAAUGGCAACAACCAGCUAUUGGGUGGCAGGAGUUACUAUUCACCUGCACAUGGAAACAUGCCUACACAUAAAAGUCUAAUAAAAGAUGAGAUGGUAAGACCUGGAAAUCACAUAGGCCUUGACAACAGACCGUCAAAAAUGGACUUCCAAUCAGAGCAUGGUAGAACUGUACCUGACUGUCAACACCAAACCGUCAGCUGUUUGAACUGUUACAGAACCUAUGAGUAUGGACAGCCAGGGGAGAAAGUCAGAGAUGUAUUGUUUUUCAUCAGUGCAAGAGAAUCUGCUGGUUAUGAUGGUUCUCCCAACCACAACCCACUUACAAGGCUAAACACCCGAAGGAGCAUGAACUGCAACCAGUCUAAUAUGGAUAUCUAUGCAAAGCAUGCAAGCAAGCAGAGGAGUGUGACUUUUGACUUGGAAAGAUCUGGAGUGCAUGUCGUUGAUGUACAAAGGAUGAAUCAUGACAGGGAAGAUAAACAUGACAGGAUUAAAAGUUCUAGGAAAGUGGAAAAUGGUGAUAAACAGAUCCUGAGCUAUGAAAGCAUUGGACGAUCUGUGAGGAGUAAUGGUCUUAAAAGAGAGGACCUCUCCAAAAGGCAUAAACGUAAAGCCCAGUCAGAUGGUUUACUAAAAGUGAAGCUCAACCUUAACCCUCUUAAGAAAAGCAAGGUCCAUCCAAGGAAAAACAGCCGCAAGAGACUAGAACAGGGCGAUAGAGAAAGAACUGACUCCAAGAACCGAAAACAACUGCAAAUGACGGGUAAAGAUACCAAAGGCAAAAGGCACAACCAGGAAGAGACAGACAAAUCCAAUAAAGGAAACUCGUCUCACAAAAACAAAGCCAAUCAGUCAUCCAAAAAUAAAUCUACCACCAGCAAGUCUAAAGAAACUGAUGAUAAUGAAGAUCAAGAGGAAGAAGAUCCAGUGCCACAGGAAAACAAUGAAUCCUCCAAGCAAAAAAAGACAAACUCAAAAUCAAAACAUCAGGAGGGCUCGAAUAGUGACCAUUCCAAGAAGAGUAGAUCUGAUCCAGAUCAGAAAACCAACGUCACACAAAAUAAAACUGGAGGAGAAACAGAGGUCUCUGGUGGAGCACCUAUACCAAGUAAUGUGAGUUCUUACCAGUCAUACAUCAACGGAGCGGGUGGGAGUUCAGUCAAUGGGCAACAGGUGGAAGAAUACCGAAAUGGACAGGACCAAGCACCGAUCCCUGAGGUGCCCCAACACCCCAGUUACCUAGGCGAUGGAGUGACUCUUCAGAGGACAUUGAGUAGCCCACAACUGUCAGCAGCAAAGCCCCUCAAAGGAAUGGAAAGGACUUCCAGUUACAGUAACCUUGCUGUCCAGGGAGGAAACUCUAUACUAUUACAAAACACUGUUGCACCAAACACCAUUUAUGGUGGCAACUCACAGGCUCAAAGUCUGAGUAGACAAGGCAGUUUAGGUCCGCCAUCUUUACUGACUAACAUCCCACCCACAUCCCCACUAUAUACAGACAAUGCAAGGAACUCACCUGUAAAUCCACUGAUUCAGCUGUUGUCACAGUCAGUUCGAGGCAACUCCAACCAGGGGGCCAUGAUUGGCUCUCAGUCAGCCCAGUUUCCAGUACCCCAAAGAGUGAGAGAUCUCACUCUGCUUGACCAGGGUCCUGGAUCACUAAAUGGACAGAAUAUCUCUCAGCUUGCUCAGGGUCCUGGAUCACUAAACGGGCAAAAUAUCUCUCAGCUUGCCCAGGAUCCUGGAUCACUAAAUGGGCAGAAUAUCCCUCAGCUUGCCCAGGAUCCUGGAUCACUAAAUGGGCAGAAUAUCUCUCAGCUUCCCCAGGAUCCUGGAUCACUAAAUGGGCAGAAUAUCUCUCAGCUUCCCCAGGAUCCUGGAUCACUAAAUGGGCAGAAUAUCUCUCAGCUUCCCCAGGAUCCUGGAUCACUAAAUGGGCAGAAUAUCUCUCAGCUUGCCCAGGAUCCUGGAUCACUAAAUGGGAAAAAUAUGUCUCAGCUUCCUCGGGAUCCUGGAUCACUAAAUGGGCAGAAUAUGUCCCAGCUUGCUCAGGGUCCUGGAUCACUAAAUGGGAAAAAUAUAUCUCAGCUUCCCCAGAAUCCUGGAUCACUAAAUGGGCAAAAUAUGUCUCAGCUUGAUCAGGGUUCUAGUUCAGGUCCAGGCUCACUAAAUGUAGAGAGUCUCUCCAACAACAACAGUUUGAACCCCGCAGUUGCCCCUGUUCUACAGGAGUACCUGUCCUCAGCAGAAGGCUCACCCAGAAGGAUUAGACUGGUGCUGCCCGAGAGAACCACUAACAGAUCGCCAACUGCUCUGGAGAGGAAAAUCCGUUAAUAAGUGGAUUUGAAUUGUCCAAUUGGGUUUUCUUAUGGACUCAAAAAAGGAUGACUCAAAAAUAACACUUAAUCUUAAUGCUCAAGUGAACUUAAAAUGAUCCUGUCUAUGUCAGUCCUAAGCAUCUCUCUUCAUAACGUACAUGGAACUCAACCUGUCUUCCUAUUGUUAAUACCUGACUCAAAGCGUUCUAAACUAUUUCAUGUUUGUCAAGUGUGUGGCUUGGUAGGUGACUUGUAUUUUUAUAAAGUCAAUUUAGCACAGGUUUGGGUUACAGUUGACGCAGGGUAGACACGUGGCAGUAUGGGUUUAGUUUGAAACCCCGACUGACCCCUAAUUGCACUCCAUUGGGUUUAGGCUUACACAAGUUGACACUUCAUUACAAGGCUCUGCAUUAGAGCAAUGGGCUCUAAUUUCAGGUAAACUAUGAAUGAGUAGAACAAUGUGGUGAAGUUUAUGGAAUACACAUUCUAAAUGUUGACCCAGUAACCUCUCAGCCUUGGUUGUGUGUAAAUAAUGAAAAAAGCAGUCUGCUGUUUUUACCAGCUUGCACCUGAGCCUAAAACUGUAACGACAAGAGUCACUUACACCAUUGUUUACUUGGCCCACUAAUAAGGCCUAGAUUCAAUCAGAUCGACCGUUAACCGGCGAUAUACAACACCCGAAGCCCGCAUAACUGAUGUUGUGGGGGAAACGCUCUUUUCACUGCACUUCGAUACCGAAGUGAGUUUUUCGUAGCAGUUUAGGAAGAUUAAUGUAGCAGGUUAAGAUAUAUUUUGUCGGUGUCGGAGGAGUAACUGUGUUGGAGCUGUCAAAUCGGUGAGCAGCUGCACUUGAUCAUUGUCACGAAGCUACACCCAUUCCACUCGCGUUAGAAGUUCAGAACGAGAAUUGUGUAUUUAUGGUUGACGUCAUUGUCAUGCCCAAAUGUCCAUAAAUGCCUUAAUGAUACUCACAUGUAUUCACUACAUCAAAAUCAGAAUAUUUGACAUAAUUUCUAAAAUAAUCUUAAAAACAAGCAUAUAAGGUUCACUUUUGGGAAAAAUCAUCAAUAUCAAUUGUAAUUUAAUACAUCUUUUCCUCAAAAAUAUGUACCGUGAUGGUAAUGACUUAGUAUUGUGGUAAUGACAGAGUGUGAUGGAAAUGACAUUUCAUGUAAAACAACUGAUUAAAAAAAUGACCAUUAAACA
Molecule: messenger RNA, 5281 nt
Organism: Oncorhynchus gorbuscha (pink salmon)
Lineage: Eukaryota; Metazoa; Chordata; Actinopteri; Salmoniformes; Salmonidae
Exons: 6
Coding region: 204-4091 (1295 amino acids)
Molecular function (GO): protein binding
Source: RefSeq, a predicted model, not a curated record